This is a messenger RNA of Moneuplotes crassus, 2373 nucleotides long. The record is from the annotation of a GenBank genome assembly. Lineage: Eukaryota; Ciliophora; Spirotrichea; Euplotida; Euplotidae.
AACACACAAGGCAAAUGGAAGAACCUGAAAGAAAUACAAGUCGGAAUAGUAAAAGAGGAAACCUAGCAUCGUCAUCUUCAUUCCUACAUGUACCAAUGAUUAAUAUCGGAAGUCUCUCAGUCUGAUCGGAAGGGAAGGAGAAUCAAAAGCAACCAUCUCAUUCUCAUCGGGAGAAUGCCUCUACUGAAAAAUUGGAAUACACUAAAGAAGGAACAAAAUCUGACUACUUCCCACAAUUUGGGAAACAAAUUAAUGCUGGCCAGCUAGUAUCCACUACUUUCAAAAGGAUCAGAAAGGCUAAAGACGACUCUGUGCUCAGUAUGAAAGGGAAAUGGAACAAUUUAAAAGAGACCUGGUUUGAGACUAUAAACAAGAGGUUCCAUAUCAAGGAAAAAGUCAAGCAGAAAGAACUUCCCAGAGUCUUCCCGCUAGAAUCAUUCAGGAUUGGGAGGACCGGAAGCUACCUACAACUGGAUGGCCAGCUCUUUGUGAUCAUAAAUUCAGACAAAUUUAUUUAUUUUGUGGUUAAUUCAGAGAGAAAACCUGAGAAAGAGAAUAAAGACUUCAAACAUCUUGCAAAGAAUGUUCUCAAGAAAUUCCUGAGUCUUUCGAGCUAUUUCAUUCUAGAAUCAGCCAAUAAGGAGCUUGGACCUUGGGGAACGAUAGCCUUUGAAGUCAGAUACGAUGAAUUAUACGGAAUGGAAUUCACAAAUUCAUUGUUACAGGACUCAUGUCGGAUAGUAACCGAAUGAAGAAGCUUGAGGAAGAAGUCCUUUAACAAUGUAGUAGAUAUGCUCAAGUACUAUGAAAUUGAAGCAACUUUUGAUACAGAGUUGCAGAAGGAUGACCAAAAAGUAUACCAUCCUAUUUUGAAAAAGGACAAACACAACAAUACUAUUGUGUACUUGAAAAGACUUUUUCCUAAAUGAGAGAGUGAAGAAUUUCAGAAAUUUCAAGGCUGUGAGAAAGACACUCAGCAAAAUAUGGUUCAAAGAACCUUUGUCACAGAGCCAGAUAGCUUAAUAGAUUCUACUGAAAGUUGUAUUGAUACCAAAUUUGAAAAUCAGAUCCUUCUUCUGAAUACUCCUGAUCCUAAAUCUCGGAAGAAAGAUUUGAUUGAAAAUAACGAAAAACUAGAUAUCGAAGUGGAUUCUUUAAAAUCUGUAAUUUCAGAGGAUUUUUCAAACUGUAAGUUGACCAAAGAGCCGAUGUUGUGACUCUCAGAUUCCAAGAAUCCUCAGACAGAGGUUCCAAAGGAAGAACCUCCCAUAGAAAAUUUGUGUCUUAGUGAACGAAUAAUACCUAAUGUAACUGUUCAAGGAUAUUUUGAUGACCCUCUGUUGCCGUAUCGAAUGAGAGAAGUCAUUGUUAUGAAGAAAAAUAAAAAGUUAUUAAGACAUUAUGAAACUUCCUUACCCUCAUGGACAGUUGUGAUGGCAACUUAUGGGUACUAUCGUCCAUCCUUCAGGAAAUUCCAGUAUUGGUUUAUGAUGUUCAUCUCCUUGGUAUCAAUGAUGAUCGGGUUCUUUGAUCUCUACAAGAACCUUCCUAUAGUGAAACCAUUCUUGAAAUUCUAUAUGGAGUCAAUCUGGGAUUUCCUUGAGGAUCACGUCAUUCUUAGAAUGAGCGUGUUUCUUGGAUACUUAUUCACAAACACAUCGAUAUUCUCUAGCAUUGCCAUUAACUUUAUGCAACUUCCUUUGCUAGGAGCAAUCUGGAACUCGAUGGAGUACCUGGUCAUAGGCUUACAAAUGAUGACUCUCCCAUUCACCAUAUUUAAAGGUUUCUUUGCAUUGAUAUUUACGCUCUUGAAAUUUAUAGUGAUUUUUCCAUAUGCCCCCAUAAUGAGUUUGAUUUAUACUAUAAAGCUAUGAUUCCUGUUCUUCUGGGGCAUUCUAAAGACAUUCAAAGGAUUCAUAUCAAGUUUCAAACAACUGAUAUACGCUACUUCUGAAAUACGAAACUCUAAAGAUUUUCUGCAGAUGGUCACCGAGAUAUUCUUCCUGAUCACCAGAAGCUCAGCUAAGAAGUUGUUUGAUGGCUGUAAAGCCAUCUAUAACACCAUUGCCUACAUUGGAGCAGAGAUUGGGAAAUACAGGUACUCAAUUCUCAGAUAUCUUUACGAAAAAUUUGUAGAAUUCCUCUUCUCGAUAGAUAAAGUAUUCACUAAGCCUGGAAGACAAUGGCUCGCUACAAAAUUAGCACCUGAAAGAUUAUGGAAUUCCCAGAGGAAGAGAAAUAUGCUGAAUACGUUCUGGAAUGUAGUCGUACUGUUCCUCAUGUACCACUUUAUCACUGGGUAUCUCCAUGUGGUCUGCAGUCUCGAAGGGUUCGAGGAUAACUAAAAUUUAAAUAAACGAUAAAGAUUUAAUU